Nilaparvata lugens (brown planthopper) is the source of this 773-nucleotide messenger RNA. RefSeq lists its product as uncharacterized. The record is from RefSeq and is a predicted model, not a curated record. Lineage: Eukaryota; Metazoa; Arthropoda; Insecta; Hemiptera; Delphacidae. The transcript has 2 exons. Bases 412 to 765 code for a protein of 117 amino acids.
AGACUUUCUUUCCGCAACAGAAUUUACUAACACAGGUGACAAACUAAAAAUUCUUACUAAUCAACUACCUAUCUUUAGGGUAUACAAACUUGUUAAGGAUUCAAGAACUUAUGAAAAUACAAUAGAAGUUCUUAAUUCAAUCUACAUCAAACAGAAAAAUGAAUAUUUUCUCGAUACUUAAUGACUAGAAAACAACAUCAAGGAGAGACAAUAGAGAUCAGUACAUAAAAGAACUUAAAUCACUGAGUAAGGAAUGUGUGUUUGAAGCUGUAAAUUCGUCUCAAUACAGAGAGCAAUAUAUCCGAGAUGCAUUUAUCAAUGGCAUAUAUAUAUAUACUCAUACAUUUCCCAAAAACUAUUUGAAAACAAAACUUUAUACCUAGCACUGUUAAACAAUCUAGAGCUCUUGAAAUGGCUCAAAAACAAGUUGAGCGUUAUUCCCAAUCUGACUACAGAGAUCAAACAUGUGCGGUCAAUGAGACUGCACAGCUGGUCAAUAAGUGUGAAUCCCACUUGGAGAAAGAAAGGGAUUCAAGUAAAAGAAAGAGCAUUUCAAGUACCAGUAAGUGCUAUUUUUGUGGAUAUGAUAAACAUUCUAGACAUUUUUGUCCAGCUAAAGAAGAGAUGUUUAGGAAAUCCAAUAAGAAAGGCCACUAUGCAAGAAUGUGUAAUAGUUACGAUCCUCGACUAUUCAAAUUCGAUCCUCAACAACUCAAUUACGAUCAUCGACAACAAAUUCAAAGAGCCCAGAAACAGCCUUUUUAGCUACAACA